AUGGGUUACGUUAUGGUGUAUCUGCGACACGUGAUGGGUUACGUUAUGGUGUUCCUGCGACACGUAAUGGGUUACAUUAUGGUGUAUCUGCGACACGUAAUGGGUUACGUUAUGGUGUAUCUGCGACACGUAAUGGGUUACGUUAUGGUGUAUCUGCGACACGUAAUGGGUUACAUUAUAGUGUAUCUGCGACACGUAAUGGGUUACGUCAUGGUGUAUCUGCGACACGUAAUGGGUUACGUUAUGGUGUAUCUGCGACACGUAAUGGGUUACAUUAUGGUGUAUCUGCGACACGUAAUGGGUUACGUUAUGGUGUAUCUGCGACACGAUAUGUCAUACUUACCGAAAAGAUGUUUUCGAGCAGAGAAAAAACAAGAAGAGCGAAUUUCCAUCGAAGAAUGCUUAGAUGAAAUUAUACGAAAGACGGACAAUGAACCAGUCGAUCUAUCAACAAGGAUCACGGCAAAAUCAUCAUAUGAAAGAAAGUACACCUAUGGCCACGUCACAGCGACAGGAAACCAGAGUUGUGAGAUAAUGCAUACACCGACAUGUACAGCUGUUCACAUGAACGCACCAUACUCAAAUGCCGGUACAUCAGUGGCGCACGAGCAUUGGCCGAAGAAGAAAUAUACAGCAAUAUUUGAGCAAAUGUCAGACACCAUGAGUCAUAUAAGCAGUGCUGAUAAUCCAGCUAAACACACGACUAAAACAACUGAUAUGCGCCUUGGGACGACCUCUGAAAAACAUAACGAUAACACAACGCCCCAGCCCAGAAAACAACAAAAUAAACACACAAUUUUGAAAGCAAUGCUGAAUGCAAGUCUUGACACAGACUUGUCAGCUUGGGCAAAACAUAAGCCUGGUGAACCUAUAGUAGAGUCCACAGGACAAUCAGACAUUCAUGAAGAAACAAGACUUCCUUCUCCUACACUAUCGGAGUUACUCAGAGGAGGUAGCCACAGUACACAAUCAACGGAACGCCGAUCAAAGAGAAAAUACUCGGAAAUUGAUCAAGAUGGUGUGAUUCAAGACAACAAUAAUGUAUUAGGUUAUGAAGUGCUGGGUACUCUUGGUGUUACCAACUCGAAGAAGCGGUAUUUCAUAUCAAUGGCAGAAAUACACAGAAGAAUAAGUAAACCCGAAAAUAUGAGUGAAAACGGACUCUGUUGUUUUUUAAAGCGCCGAAGGGGAUCAUUGCCUCUGGGAUGUCCAAAACCGAAACCCCGACAACGCGGCGACAUCACGCCAUUCUCUUCACUAUGCGAAGCAGAGCUAGGCGACCUCAUACUAGCGUAUAAAGAGUGCUUGACAAAAUACGUGGAGGGGCAGAAAAUUAUUGAAGGUGUGGAGAAAAGUACCAUACCGCAUUUGAUACAAGCCCUCAGGAAGAUUCUACUAAAUGUCCAUUUGGCAUGUCGACCAUCCAGUGAUUUCCAAAGAAUGACACACACCUUUGGUGCUAAGAUGUUAGAGUCGGUGCUGACCUAUCUCAUGUCCUGUCUUAACCAAUAUACUUUUCAAGAACAAACUGAGCAAUAA
Molecule: messenger RNA, 1539 nt
Organism: Saccoglossus kowalevskii
Lineage: Eukaryota; Metazoa; Hemichordata; Enteropneusta; Harrimaniidae
Source: RefSeq, a predicted model, not a curated record